Messenger RNA from Fusarium falciforme, 282 nucleotides. RefSeq lists its product as hypothetical. The transcript has 3 exons. Bases 1 to 282 code for a protein of 93 amino acids. The record is from RefSeq and is a predicted model, not a curated record. NCBI's taxonomy places the organism in Eukaryota, Fungi, Ascomycota, Sordariomycetes, Hypocreales, Nectriaceae.
AUGCUCGUCACUUCCCUCGUCGGCCUUCUCAUCACCGCUGUCGGUGCCAUCGCUGCUCCCGGCAACGACGGCGGCAGCCGCCACCCCCCCAAGCAUCCUUCUCCCCCUUCCGUGGGCCCCGUCAACCAGAUCCAAUCCAUCACUUGCAACGGCGGUGGCCCCUACUGCUGCACCCCCGAGACCGACGGCAUUGUUGUCUGCUGCAACAGCCAGAACAACCAGGGCUCCACUUCUGUGCAGGCUUGCGCUGGCUUUGGUGGCGCCAAGGUCAUCUACAACUAA